Molecule: messenger RNA, 6665 nt
Organism: Cuscuta epithymum
Lineage: Eukaryota; Viridiplantae; Streptophyta; Magnoliopsida; Solanales; Convolvulaceae
Source: the annotation of a GenBank genome assembly
CGGCAAAAGGGAAGAGACAUGUUUCUUCCUAAGGGUCUCAAGAACACCAUUAUAAAGAGACCCAAGGGAGACUUCACAAUCCAUCGAAUUUGUAGUUUGUAUCCUUAGAGAAUCAAAACGUCACGGCUUCAUCAUCUUCUAUGGCACCGUCAACGUUCGGUUUCUCCUCAACCGUCGUGAGUUCCGCUGCAGAGGUUCUUGUGGAGUUGCCGACGCCGUAACCACUAUCUCCGGCAGCCGUGACCAAGCAGCACCGACAGUUGUAACCAAAGCUCACAUAGUUUGGUGAAUCGCUUUUCACAUAUCUGCUUAUGCUAAAACUUCACACGGUCGUAAUUAUAUGCCUUUUAAACACGGAAUUCUUCCAUCAGUUGAUUGUUGACCAUUUAGCUUCUUCAAUUGUGUGGAUCGGAGUGCCUGUAAAAAGUAAUAGGGGGGUUUGGAUCUGAUUCUUAAAUCUGUUUCUGCUCCUUCAAGGAGCAGAAGCAGAAGUUGAAGUGUUUGGGUGAAAGUGCAAAAGUAAUUCUGAUGUCUAACUUACUCCUACAAUCAAUUUUUUUAGAAGCUGGUGGAACCAUCUUCUGAACUGAUUCUAAUUCUGCUUCUAGUUCAAAAAAGAAGCAGAAUCAGAAUCAGUUCCAAACACUCCCAUAGACAUUUCUUAUUCAAUUGUUUGUAGUGGUUGUGUUAUAUGGAGUAUUAUUAAGGGUAAACUAGACAUUUACUUAUCAUAGUGGCUACAAAUAGUAAUUAUGUGGCUAUAAAUAGAAUAUAUCCCUUGGGGUUACAUUGAUUUAACCCAUAUUCACUUAGCCCAACCCAAAUAAUAACUAUAUCGAAUCUAUGAGCAUUACUCAUUUAAUUAUGAUGGACAUUCUUAGUUGUACAAAUUUAUUCCAAUUUGUUAUGGGCAAUCACUACUACAAAAACACCCUAUGAAAUCGCCUCAUAUGAAUCGCAUUGACAUCACAUGUGAUGUAUAAAUUUUAUGAAUCGCCUUUUAUAAAUGAUAUGAUGUAUAAAAUCUUUCGGAAAAAAAUGAAACAAACUUACGAAUCAAUUGAUAUAAAAAGUGUGAUGCAUAAGCCACCUAAUGCAUCCAAUACUUUUGGAGCCGACACGUAAACGAUUUUAAAAUUUCUACGGAGUAUGCCGGUCAACCAAAACAGAAAAGGAAAACAUCAAGCCGCACCAAUUAAAUCAAAUCAAUUGCAGUUAAAAAUGAAAAAGUAAACUCACAAGAAACAUGGAGUCUAUUACACGGCCAGAUCUCAUGACCUUCCAAACAGUUGGGCGGUGAAUUUUCAUCGCUCUCAACGCUCGUAGUACCUCCGGCGACAAUAUACUACGGCGAGCUCUCACAGGAGACAAAUAUCAAUACAGCAAUUCCAGCGAGAGCCAAACGGGUAAGGCGAGAAAUCAACACAGCGAUUCGAGCUCUUCUCUGGCCUCUCUUAUUGGCAACAAGGAAAGUCGAGAAAUCACCGCUUGUACUUCGCUUCAGUCGGCUCUCCAGUUCAGAUAUGGACAAGCAUUGGAUUUCAUGUACACGCACUACAUCUGAAUUCCAACAAGGGGUUGAGGACUUUAUUCAAUUUGCAUUCACACAUAGAAAAGAAGGGGAAAAGUUGCCUUGUCCUUGUAGGAAAUGUGGUAAUAUGUGUAAGGUAUCUAGGAAAGAUGAAUUGCGUGAGCAUAUUUUCUGUAAUGGGUUUUCAAGGAAUUAUACUGAAUGGAUAUUUCAUGGCGAAAGGGAAAUGGGUAGUACCAUUAACCACCAUGAAUGUCAUGCAGAUCACUUAAAUCAAGAUCAAAGUGAUGAAAAUGAUCAAUUAGAUGAGAUGUUGCACGAUAUGGAGGAUAAUUUCACAUACAUGCCACACGUCUUCGAUAGUAUACAAAGAGAUGCUGAGAAACCUUUAUAUGAAGGUUGCUCAAAGUAUACUCGAUUAUCGGCAGUAUUGAAAUUAUUCAACCUUAAAGCGGCAAAUGGGUUGAGUGAUAAGGGCUUUACAGAAUUAUUGAAGCUAUUGAAAGACAUGCUUCCCAUGGGUAACGAGCUUCCGGAUUCCACCUACCAAGCUAAGAAGAUUUUGUGCCCAAUGGGAUUAGAAGUUGAGAAGAUACAUGUUUGCCCUAAUGAUUGUGUGUUGUAUCGGAAGGAGUAUAAGAAUUUAAAACAAUGUCCAAGAUGUGGAACAUCACGGUAUAAGGUGAAAACCAGUGUUCACGACACAAAAAAUGGCCCUCCUGCUAAGGUGUUGUGGUACUUGCCUAUAGUGCCAAGGUUUAAACGCUUGUUUGCCAACGCUAAAGAUGCAAAGAGCUUAACAUGGCAUGCAGAUCAGCGCAAAGAGGACGGGAUGCUACGACAUCCAGCAGAUUCCCCACAAUGGAAAAACAUUGAUAAUGUUUUUCCAGAUUUUGGAUGUGAGUCAAGAAAUUUAAGGUUGGGUCUCUGUACAGAUGGAAUCAACCCAUUCGGUAAGAUGAAUAGCCAACAUAGCACAUGGCCAGUUUUGUUGGUUAUUUACAACUUAGCACCUUGGUUGUGCAUGAAACGCAAAUAUAUGAUAAUGUCUUUAUUAAUAUCGGGACCUAAGCAACCGGGGAAUGACAUAGAUGUCUACUUAGCACCACUGAUUGAGGAUUUGAAGAUGUUAUGGGAUGAAGGAGUGCCCGUGUUUGAUGCAUACCGUCACGAGUCUUUCACGUUGCACGCCAUGGUAUAUUGCACGAUAAAUGACUUUCCCGCUUAUGGGAACUUGUCUGGUCACACAACUAAGGGAUAUAAAGCUUGCCCUAUCUGUGAAGAUGAUGUCAAAGCUAUGCCUUUAGCAAAAAGCAAGAAGAUAGUGUAUUUAAGUCAUCGAAGAUUUUUGCCUCGUUUCCACCCUUAUCGAAGGCUUCGAAAGGCUUUUGACGGAGAGCAAGAACAUGGACUUGCUCCCCGACCUCUAACGGGGAAGCAUGUUUUUGAACGGGUUAAAGGAAUACAUUGUAUAUUUGGAAAACCCUACAAGCCAUUGAAUGAACAUUGUUGUUAUAAAAAGAUGUCUGUGUUUUGGAACCUUCCAUAUUGGGAGCAUUUGUCAGUGAGACAUUGUAUUGAUGUUAUGCAUGUUGAGAAAAACGUUUUUGAUAGUCUCAUUGGGACACUUCUUAACAUGCCCUUUCAUUUUGCACCGAGUAUUUGGCAGAGACACAAAGAAUCGGGCUUCCUAAACCGCGUCAUGAUGAGGAGAGAAUUCAAGGUAAGGGUACAGUUGGUCGUAAGAUACACACAGUUAGCCGUGAAAUCCUUGAUCAGGCUUACUUAUACAUAUUACAACAGAGUGUUGUAGUGAGUCCUUACAUGAAAAUACACAUGGACAUUCUGCGGCUUGAAAAUCCAGGAAUAAGUGAAAAAAGGCUCAGAGAUAAGCACAAUCGAUUAUUUAUAAACUGGUUCAAAGAAACAUUGAAUCUUGAGAUGGCUCAAACGCCGAAUGAUGUCAAUGAAGUCCUUAGGUGGUUAGCAUUUGGUCCAUCACUCAAUGUCAUAUCGUAUGAGGGUUACGAUAUAAAUGGGUAUUGUUUCUACACUAGACGAAAGGAUGAUUCUAGCACCAUGCAAAAUAGUGGUGUGAGUUUAGUAGCAUCCGCACUACAUUUUUCGAGUGCCAAAGAUAACAAACCAGAAUAUGCAAGAAGGGCAUACUAUGGCAUUAUUGAAGACAUAUUUGAACUUGAUUUUACUGGAUUUAGAGUCCCUGUGUUUCGAUGUAAGUGGGCAGAUAUGAGGAGAGGUGUCAAAAGUGAUGCGUUCGGGUACACAUUAGUAAAUUUUGAUAAACUUGCUCAUCGUGAUGAGCCAUUCAUAAUGGCAUCACAACCAAAACAAGUCUUUUACAUAACAGAUCCAUGUGAAAGAGGGUGGAGUGUAGUUAUUCAAGGUAAAAGACAUGGCGUUGCAGUUGUGGAUAUUGUGCCAAAUGAAGAAGAGUAUGAUGAGAUUGAAGAGAUUCCUAUACUUUCUGUUCAUCAAAAUAUACCACUUAUUGAAGAUGACUUGGGUGGACAUUAUUUGCGCAAUGAUCAUGAUGAAGGUGUAUGGGUUAGUAGUAAGUCACCGAAGACCUAAAAUGGGGGGAAAGACUAGCAGCAUCAACUCAACUUAUAAGGAUUCAUAGGUAUACAAACUUUAAUCUACCGAGCAUCAGAAGUCACACAAGAUUUUGUUUUGCAAUGGCUUCUGAGGUUGAACAUGAGAAGAAAAAACAAAGUGGGAAGACUAGAGGGCCAACAACGGCCAAGUAUAUAAUGAAAGAGGAUAAUGGACCAUGUCCUCUUCAAUGGGAUGAAUAUGAUCGCCCAAUUGGAGAGCAUGAGGAUAGGUACAAGACCUAUGUUGGAUCAAUUUCACGUGGAUAUUUUAAAAUCUACAUUGAUAAGUGGCCCAAGGUUGAUAUGGAAACAAAGGAAAUGGUGUGGAGUGCUAUACAAAAAUUGUUCAUGUGUGACGACAACAAAAAAAGUGUGGUGUUGAGAGAUUGCAGAAAUAGGUGGAAAGGUUUCAAGACAAGAUUAACUCGUGAUUACUUCUUAAAACGAAAGAAGAAUGAAGUAGAUCAUCCUCCAUGGAAUAUAUACUCAGGAAUCACUGAAGAUGAUUGGAAAAAAUUUAAACAGAUUCGUGAAAGUGAUGAGUUCAAGGAAUUAAGCGAACAAAAUUGAACAAACCAACAAGAGAAUGAGCACCCUCAUCGCAUGGGUCGGGGAGGAUAUGGUCACGCAGACCAAGAAUACAUGCGUGCCAAAAUAAAGGAAGCUCUUUUGUCAGCACCCUCUUCUUUAGGUGCUGAAUCAGCGUCAUCUACUUCCAUAGUGGCUACUAGACCUCGUUAUAUAAAGUGGAUUGAUGGAAGAACGGACAAGAAGGGACUUAUCCCGAAUCCUAAGACUCGGUUGGUGGUAAACACAAUACAUGAUUUGGUGGAAAAAGAAAAGGCUGGAGAGUUUAUUCCAGUAGGAAGCCAUGACAUUUUGACUGAGGCGCUUGGGAAUUCUGAACAUGGUGGCCGUGUUAGGGGAAUUGGAGGGAAGGCCAAUCUCACAUCUUUUUUUAAAAGAAAGAAGCGUCGACAAAAUGAGAUAAUGGUACCUUUAAAACAACUGCAAGAAUAUGCCAAGCUAGUGAGGGACCAAACUAUAGCUGAAUUGGAAGUAAAGUGGGAGCAAAGAACAUAUGAGAUUCUGAAAUCUUGUGGUAUAACUCCACCGUGUGAUGUUGAGUUGAAGACAAGAGACUUUACCCCUCCUAUUCCAAAUAGUAGUAGUGUUCACUCUUUUGAUCCCGAUCCAUUUGUAAACACAUCAAAGGAUGAACUUCCCUGUGAGCUAACAGUACCUGGUAAUCGGGUGGUGGCAAAAGGAGUACUAUGUAAACAUCUAAUGGGGGAGCUUGUUCAUGGGACUCCAUUACUCAAAGACCAUUUCAAAGUAAAGAUUUUGCAUGUACUUGCUGGAGAGGAGGAUACACCCUUACCAAUGCCAUUCUUCGGGCAUGAUUUACUUGGUGAUGUAGAAGGAAGUUGGGCUCAAUGGCCAAAAAAACAAGUUCUACUAUCACAAGAGGUUAACCACCCACAGCGGAAAAAGAGAAUGCAAGCAGAUAAAAGCUCAGCUGAUAGUAGGUUAAAAUUUCAACCCCUGUCCCAAGAGGAACAAGAUCUGGACAGUUCACACUUCAAAAUCCAUCCUUCCAUUGUUGGGACAUUACCUCCAAGCUGCAAGAAACUCUAUGGCAUGCUUCAAUCUCAAAAGAAGGACUUCUGUUUUAAUGUUGAUCUUGGUGAAUAUCUUUUUCCCUCUUUUGGAAAUCAAAAAUCGAAAGCUUAUGUAACCAGUGAUGACAUUGAGCAGUUUUUUAACAUGGGAUGGCUACACACAUCAAUUGUUCACAUUUGGAUAAGGUUUUUGGACUCUAAUUCCAAGCAUUAUCAAAUUGAAGACGAGAUUGGAUUUCUAUGUCCUUCAAAGCUUGCCAUGAUUAAGAGUAGACCUUCUUAUCUUGCGAGUUACUUGAAUCAUUCUAUUUCCCAACUCAGAAUGAAGAAAUUCUUAUUUGCUCCCUUGCAUCAAAGCCAUCAUUGGAUGCUUGUUGUGAUUAUUAUGGAACGAGCUGAGGCUUUACUCUUCAAUUCAUUAGGAGUUGGGUUAAUGGGGCCCGGGUUUGAAGAUUUGGAAAUCAAAGGACAUUUGUCUCUGGCUUAUAGGACUCUAAAUUUCAACAAAGGAUCUAGAAGCUCACUAAGUUGGACUGAAGUUAAAUGUCCUCAACAAUCACGUAAAGAUGAGUGUGGCUAUUACGUCAUGAGAUUUAUGUAUGAUAUAUUACUUGGAUUGCUAGAAAAUAGAACUAUACAAGAGCUCUUUUCUCCAGAUCCAUACACUCAAGAGCAGAUCAAUGAGAUUCGGGAUACUUGGGCUAAAUAUUUUAUUAAUAAUUGUGUGUAGUUCGAUUGGAUUAUACUUUUUAGAUAUACAAUCUACAUUUGUAUGGAGUGUGGAACAGUUCAGCUCGUUUUAUGUGUCUUGUGUUUCAAAAUGUUAUGCUUUCAGAUUAUCCAUUGACAUUUUGAGAUUGUAUGUUUUAUGUUUAGAAUAAAAUGACAUUUAAAUCA